AUGGCGGAGCGCGUCGAGCAGCGCGUGGAGGAUCGCGUCCCGGAACUCGAGCAGCUGGAGCGGGUCGGGCUGUUCACGCGUAAGGAGAUCAGGGCCAUCCUGAGGAAGGUCUCGGCUCUGGAGUACAAAAUACAGCGGAGAGCGCUUCGGAAGGAGGAUUUCGUUAACUAUAUUCAGUAUGAAAUUAAUCUGCUGGAACUGAUCAGGAAAAGAAGAGCACGCAUUGGGUAUUCCUUUAAGAAGGAUGAAAUUGAGUUCUCUAUGCUGCAGAGAGUCCACAGCCUCUUCAAGCGUGCUACAGGAAAAUGGAAAGACGAUGUCCAGCUUUGGCUGUCACAUGUUGCAUUUUGCAAGCAAUGGAAUACAAAGAAUCAGCUCAGUAAGGUGUUCUCUUCCAUGUUGGCCAUUCAUCCCAACAAGCCAGCACUGUGGAUUAUGGCAGCAAAAUGGGAAAUGGAGACACGGCUGUCGUCAGAAAGCGCUCGGCACUUGUUUCUCCGUGCUCUGCGCUUCCACCCAGAGUGCCCAAAACUUUAUCAAGAAUACUUCAGAAUGGAGCUGAUGAAUGCUGAAAAACAGAGGAAGGAAAAGAAAGAAUUUGAACGAGCACAGAUGGACUUGGGGGAAUUCAGUUAUUCUGAAGAGAUUCUCAAUGGGGAAAUGGCUCGCAUCAUCUACAGGGAUGCUGCUCAGAAAAUUAAAGGUGCUGAGUUCCAUCUGGCUGUGCUUUCCAUUGCAAAGCUCUUUGAUUUUACCCAAGAUUUGCAAAAAGAAAUUCUUGAAAGUUUGCAGACCAAGUUUGCUGAUGAUCCUCUUACAUGGGAGUACUUGGCCCAUCGAGAGCUGGAGCUGGGGUCUCUGCAGUCCACAGAACACAGCACCAAGCAGAAAAAAGUGUCUGAAAUGACCCAGAGAGAGGAACGCUGCUGUGCCGUCUUUGAAGAGGCUGUGGGAGCAGUGCCAACAGAGGCCAUGUGGAAAUGCUACAUCACUUUCUGCUUAGAGAGAUACAACAGGAAAACCAACAGUGCAGAAUUAAAGCAAAAGAGGCUGGAGAGGACAUUGAGUGUGUUUGACAAAGCUCAUGAGUCCAGUUUCCUGCCAGAAGCUCUCUAUAAGCAGUGGCUUCAACUGUUGCUGGAGUUCAACCUCUCUGAGAAGGCUGUGGAGGUGGCAGAAGCUGCAAGCAAGCGCUUCAGCCUGUCGGUGGAGGCAUGGCAGAUGAGGCUGCAGGUGCUGAUCCAGCUGAAGAGGGAUGAUGUGACCCAGUGUUUUGAAGAAGCCAUUAAACACAUGAAAUCCAAGGGGACUUUGCCAUUGUGGACCCUCCGGGUGGAAUGGAGUGAAGGCACAAACAGCAAGGAACACACAGAAGCUCUCUACCAGAGAUCCUUACAUGCUACAUCUCCUGCUGAAUCUGUGACUAUGAAAGAAAAGUAUCUUGACUGGAGUUAUAGAAAUUGUGGUUAUAAAAAAGUUAAAAAAGUCUUUACCAGCCUGUGUGAAAAUCGUCCAUUUUCAAUUGACUUCUUCAGGAGAAUGAUCCAGAUAGAAAAGGAACAAGAAUCCUGCAAAAUGCUUCAUCUGAGAGAAUACUAUGAACGUGCCUUGAGAGAGUUUGGUUCGACAGAUUCUGAUCUCUGGGUGGAUUAUAUCAAAGAAGAGCUAAGUCAUCCCCAAGGCAAACCAGAAAACUGUGGGAACAUUCACUGGCGAGCUAUGAAGAUGUUGCAGGGUGACCUGGUGGAAGACUUUGUUUCCAAACACACUUUAUUGCAAACUGGACAUUUAUGA
Molecule: messenger RNA, 1794 nt
Organism: Indicator indicator
Lineage: Eukaryota; Metazoa; Chordata; Aves; Piciformes; Indicatoridae
Gene: UTP6
Product: UTP6 small subunit processome component
Exons: 19
Coding region: 1-1794 (597 amino acids)
Biological process (GO): maturation of SSU-rRNA from tricistronic rRNA transcript (SSU-rRNA, 5.8S rRNA, LSU-rRNA)
Cellular component (GO): small-subunit processome; Pwp2p-containing subcomplex of 90S preribosome
Molecular function (GO): snoRNA binding; protein binding
Source: RefSeq, a predicted model, not a curated record